AAGGCAAGGCGACUUAAGCGACAAAUAUGAGAGAAUGAUCGCCAUGUGGCGACUAACUUGUUUAGAACAUUGAAUUUAGCGCUCUUUCUGGCUUCUCUCUGUCACUCCACGAAAGAGACCACCCAUUCAUGCAAACUAGAAAUUUUCGACCGACACAGCUUGCUAUCAUACAGGGCCAACUUAACUGCGCCUCGCUAUUGGUCUCCCUAGUGGGUGCCUGACCCUGUUAGAGGCUAAGUACCUCAUCUAGGAGGUAACUUGAUAGAUGCCUCCCAGAUGCCAGCGUGCUUUCCCUACAGCUACUGUCAAGAGUGUGCAUGGAGUCGGGCAUAUAUUCCAAAAUGAUAUACGAAGAGCAGCCAUAAAUCAUAGCGGCUCGCUGGACUGGAGAGUCGUGUGUCAGUGGUGCAAGCCAAUCGGAGGUGUUCCUUUCUAACGUCUGCCAGUCAGUUACUACGCAACCGAGAACCUGUCUGGUCAGUGGCAGGCGGGACCGAGACGCGGCUUGCGUAAUUCCAACCUCCUCAGGAGCAAAACUCCCGAUGACGGAGAGUUGCGAGUUCAAAACGCCGACUUUGUAUCAGGAUGUCACGAAGGAAACAAGCCCAUCCACGACAUAUUGACACGAUACAAGAGUUGACGAAUCUGCUGGAAAAUGGUCUAAACUCAGGACUGAAAAGUGACAUAGCAGGAAAAGAUGAACAUGUCUGUGGAAAAUGCAGAGCCGAAUUCGGCGAUUUGGGAGACUUCAUUUCACAUAAAAGAUACUGUACUAGGAAGCGCCCCGUGUUCCUGUUGUCGGAUGAAGUCUAUGACGAACUGUGUCCUGGAAAGGAUAGUCCGAUUCCUCGUAUUGCAUCCUAUUUGGAAUUGGUGGAAGAAGGAAUUCUCGAAACAGUUCAAACAGACGAUAAACCCGAAUCUCCAGAAAGCGAAUAUACGAGUAUGCCGAGUCUUGUGAUGAAACGAAAACAAUCCUUUGGGGAAGAGGCACCGGUUGAUGAUCCAUCGUCCAACUUGUAUAGGAAGAAUCUAAAAAGGAAUACCUCCUUAUUGUCAUCACUACCUCAAUUUCCAUUCGGUCAACUCUCUGAUACUAAUGUUACUCUGGAAGCAUUAGAGAACACACGUGUGGCUGUGGCUCAAUAUGGUACCGAUGCUACUCAACUAUCUCAUAUUACAGCUCUUCAGUCGGCGCUGUACGCGUUACAGCAACAGCAAUUAGUGCAAAUUCAGGUUAUUCAACAAUUACAGACUCAACUCAUCGGAUCAUCGUCAACUUCCAUCCCUUCGACGACAACACCUCUUACAGGUUCUGCUGCUCUCACUCCACCUCAAUGUGGAGAGAAUACUACAGUUGCAGUAACUACUUCCACAACAUCAAGGACUUUGGGUAGUAGUAAUGGACUGGUCAACACAACUUCCAAUACCAGCAAAACCGGAGAUAAUUUGACAGAUGCCUCUCACCCUUUGGCACCACCUCCACCUUUACCGCACGAACCUAAUACUUUGGAAUUAUUGCAAAGGCACACGGAACAAGCUUUGCAGAACACCAUGUCUGGUGGUUCAUUUCUGUUAAAUGGACUUAGUAGCAGUACAGAUAUAUCCCGAUAUUGUAAAGGAAAAGACUCUGAAGGCAAAAGAGACGGAACAGAUGAAGCUUUUUUUCGGCACCGCUGUCGCUUCUGCGGAAAAUUAUUCGGAAGCGACAGCGCCUUACAAAUUCACAUUCGCUCACACACGGGAGAAAGACCUUUCAAAUGUAAUGUUUGUGGUAAUAGGUUCUCGACUAAAGGUAAUUUAAAGGUGCAUUUCCAAAGACAUGCGUCAAAAUAUCCUCACAUCAAGAUGAAUCCGAAUCCAGUACCCGAACAUCUCGAUAGUCUACAUCCACCUUUAGAGCCUCCAGAUGACAGAAAUAAAGAUGCUCCCGAUUUUGAUCCUUUGCAAUCUAAUAUUCCAUCAAGUAUUGCUGGAUCACAAGGACACGAAUUAGAAUAUAAACUGGGAAAUGGUUCUCCUGACGACGUUACCUCUCAAGAUUUAGGCUCUCCAAUCCAAACAACGAGUCUUUCUCCGAACGAAGCUUCAAAUAUGAGUGACGCGAGUGAUGCUUCUGCAGAUGGUUCUGGGAUGGAAGACAAUAUGGAUAAAGAUUCAGAAUUCUUAAAAGGUGACGAGGACGAUCAGCGAAGUUUCACUUCAACGCCAAAGGGAGUCGACGAUCGCAAAGAUGAUGACGCUAGGAGUGAUGAUGAAAGAAAACCCCUCACGGGUAUCGACAAUAAUUCGAAUGUACCAUCAUCACUUUUACCUGCGUUUAUCAACACGUCGACUCCUACUUUUCCUUCUUUUCUAAAUCCCACUUCGUUCUCUCCCAUAUGUUUUCCUAGUGUACCUACUACGCCCACAAUUACUACAACAGCAUCAGGCACUAAUAAUGAUAAUAUGGGGAUUCAUGCCGAUCCCGCAUUUUAUCAAAAUCUGUUACCAAAACCUGGAAGCAACGACAAUUCCUGGGAGAGUCUUAUGGAAAUAACUAAAACUUCCGAAACAUCCAAAUUGCAGCAAUUAGUUGAUAAUAUUGAACAUAAAUUAAGUGAUCCAAAUCAAUGUGUUAUCUGUCACAGGGUUCUUAGUUGUAAGAGCGCCCUUCAGAUGCACUACCGAACACAUACAGGUGAAAGACCCUUUAAAUGUAAAAUAUGUGGACGUGCGUUUACUACAAAAGGUAACUUGAAAACGCAUAUGGGAGUUCACCGAGUAAAGCCUCCCAUGAGGGUACUACAUCAAUGUCCUGUGUGUCAUAAGCAGUUCACUAAUUCGUUAGUCUUGCAACAACAUAUUCGGACACACACAGGAGAACCAACCGACAUGCUACCAGAACACAUCAUUGCCAAUGAAAUCAAGUCCCAGUCGUUACUACAAGCAUCUUUUCCACGACCGAUAAUGUCAUCUAUGUCUCAUCAUCAGACCAGUCCAGUGUCUAUGGCGACAACAAUACCUAUAGGCACAAAUAUGCAAUCGAACAAAGGCAUGGAUUCACAAAUUUCAGAUGGCUCUCCGAGCCCUGUUAUGACUAAUGACAGUGUCAUCAAGACUACAUCGUCUACGAAAGAUAACAAAUCUGAAGAUAGCGAAUCAUCAAAUGGAGAAACACCUCCUGUAACUGCUGCUGAAGACUCACCACCUAUUACAACAGUUAUGCCCACGUUGACGCGAAGUAUCUCUCCUGCUUCCGACAGAGUAAUUCCGGCAUCAGAUAGAGUAAUCACAACCUCUAGUAAUUUUCAUUCUCCUUAUACGGCAUCUCUAGUUGCCUUAGAAAAUCACGUCAAAGCUAUUAAUUCUACAAUUCCUCAACCUUUGCCAUUUUCUCCAUUUGGACUUGGCCUGCAUAUGGGAAGUUUCUUACGUUACGACGAUCCUUCGAAUUAUAUGAAUCGAACAUUACCAAAAGAUGGUAAUAGAGAUAAGUCUCCUCCUCCGUCAAAUGCUUACUCGCCUUCUCCUUCAACUAGCCGUGCGGGAUCCGAAGGAUCAGGUGAUGACAGAUCGACUCCAGGAUCUUUAAGGAAAGCAGAUUCGCCAUCUUCAGUAAAUCUUAGUCAACCUGUAGUUACUUCUAGCCAAUCUGAGAAUGGUGCGUUGGACUUAACUCCUAGAACGUCUAUUCUUUCAAAACCAAUUACUUCGACAGCAGAAAUAGCUAUGUUUUCUCCUCUUAGCGGGUUACCCUUUCCGCCACCAGGUAAUAGACCUAACACGACAUGUAAAGUGUGUUUUAAGACUUUUGCCUGUAAUAGCGCAUUGGAAAUCCACUAUAGAAGUCAUACCAAAGAACGACCAUUUAAAUGCACAGUGUGCGAUCGAGGAUUUUCUACAAAGGGAAACAUGAAACAGCAUAUGUUGACUCAUAAAAUUCGCGAUUUGCCUUCUCAGUUAUUCUCAACUGAAGACAACAAUUCUUCGACAUCUGCACCCACUACACCCAUAUUAACCAAUACAACAACUGACUCAGGUACCAGGCCACAGAAAGAAAUGACUCCACCUAAAGAAGUUCAAUCCCCCACAACCCCUAGUCCUAGCCCUAAAAAACCUCUGAGUGAAGGUAAUACCAUUCUUCCUGCACCGAAGAGACCACCGGGUAUGCCAAAGCAUAUGUGUAACAUUUGUAACAAGCCGUUUUCUAGUGCAAGCGCUCUACAAAUACAUAUGAGGACCCAUACCGGAGAUAAACCCUUCAAAUGCACUAUAUGUGGCAGAGCAUUUACCACUAAAGGAAAUCUCAAGGUACAUAUGGGCACGCACAUGUGGAAUAAUUGUAGUUCUCGGCGAGGUCGAAGAAUGUCGUUGGAGCUACCGGGUCUGCCAAUAACACCAGGUAAACCUGGAGAUAUACCACCGCCUCGCCCGGAUAUGUACUUUCCAUACUUACCACCUACUUACGUAAAUGGUAUGAAUGCACCGAAAAUGAACGAGAUCUCAGUGAUACAAACCGCAGGGGUGACAAACGGAAACGUUGUGUCGUCGAUGAACAUGAGUCCUGCAGUCAGUAUGGCGGGAGAAGAUCAAUCCAAGUCUGAUCACGAGAACAGGCAGUCGCCAAUUUCACGACCCAACGAUCUUACCUCGGCCCAUCGUCAAGAAUCUCCUCCGGCCAGUUGGAGUUGGAAGAUAGCUUGUAACAUCUGUAACAAAAUUUGUUGUUCAUCCACAGAACUCGAACUUCACGUCCAAUGUCACUACCAACCGGAAGGGGCCAAAGAUGAGGGCAAAUGUAUUUCGGGUGAAAGGAUCUCCACUUAAGUGUAUAGUAGGCUAUGAAACAGAUGACUCCGUUAAUUUGUUCCUACGUUCUUGCUAGUCUAAAUUGUUGUGGAGGAAGAGUGCUUGUGGCUGAGCACAAAUAAACGAGCACUGUGCCGUUCGGGAGUCACAACAAGGCAAAAAUCCGGGAUGGAAUCCAUUGGAAAUAAUAGCCUAGUUGAAAAGAAAUAGAAUAGAAGGUAGAUCUAAGGUAGUGAACCUACUUCAUAAUUAAUGUUCUCGAUCCAUCGGUAUCAGACGGGAUGCCCGCAGCAUACCAUAGGUAAGGAGGAGUGUACAGUAUGGAAAGUGCAAAAUGCUUGUAAUGGCAGAACGGGUUCGUUGCAACCGAGUUACCACAGAAUCCCAAUGGCAUACGGUUUCUAUUGAUAUCCGUCUUUGUUUGUUUUUAGAAGUAACCCUUCAAAUGGAAUGUUCAAACAGUAGUGUGAUGUCCCCAUUACUUCGUCAGACUUUUAGAAUGGUCAGGCCUUCCUCAAAGCGAUGUUGUUGUAUAUGCAAAAAAAUAAAAAUAAAAAAGAUUUAAGCUCGCGGUUGCACAACCCAAGGAGUGGUCAUAUCACUGUACAGGGAGUCUCAAGGGUUGCAGCCGCGAAGCAAUUACUGGAUUAGAAAAACUGUGUAAUGCUGUGUAGUUACAUCUCAUCAACUAUUUGUUACUGUUGAUAUGUCCCAUAAACGGGAAGUCCCGAAUCCCAUCAUGUUUUAUUUAAGUAUACACUCAUACCAAAAUUAUACACGAAACGCAUUUCAUACACGGAAUGUCUUCCGACAGUUAUCCAUCUUAUCCCCGACUGUCCGGAAUUAUCACGUGUUAAUUUUUUUCGGUUUUUUUAGUCCAUCGUCACGCGUGAAGACAACGUGACAGCGAUCACCAUUUACUUACACAUCAAUCAUUGUCAUUCAGGUCUUUGUAAUUUAUUGUAUGCAUGCUCUGUCACAUUUGCUGCUAUGUUGUACGCUUUACAGAUGAGAAAUGUCAUCUACUAUAUCUGGCCUGUCAAUUGAGAAAUUUUAUCCGAAUUUAAUCCGACCAAAGCAAGGAUCUGUUUCUUUUUUUUUUCUUUUUUAUCGUGAGAAAACUUACCACUCAUCCUGCAUACACCGUCUUUCAGUAUACAUCGACAUGUUUCUCGGUUGUUUUAUGUUUUAAAGAUUAAAGCUAUAUAUAUUCAGUUUUUUCAUUCUCAAAACUCACAGUUCUAUUUUUUAAUAAGCGGUUGGGGUUCCAGUAGCUUAGACACUUUUAAGGUGUAACUAUUCCAUCGUCUAGGUUACUAGAACUCCAGCUAAAUGUUUAUUCCAUGUAUUAUUAUUAUUAUUAUUAUUAUUAUAUAUUAUUAUUAUAUACUGUUAUGUUGUUUACUAUUGAAAAUCAUUUUUUUAUUGUUUCUUACUUAUCACAAAACCUCUGGUCACUUUAAGGAGAUUUUCAUGGUUGUGAUAGUGACAAAAGAGGAUACACGAAUCAUUUUUUCCUAAGUUUUUAGUCCAUAUUGGACAGUGGGGGGGUUGGCGUCGUUGUCGCUAAUAUACUAAAAAAGGACACUGCCGAUUUUUUAUAUUUUCUUAAAACAAAAACUUUGACGCCCGUAAAAUUUUUUUAAGUUUUAAAUAUUACACAUGGUGCAGUGUUAAGAUUUGUGGGGGUAGAAAGGGGGAAGACAGUCGUUGGUGAUAUGACAACUGUGAUAUGUUCUUCCUCGUCUAUGUUUGACUGUCCUUACCAUUUUAUCACCCACUUACGAAGGGAUUAAUAAAAACUAAUUAAAAAUAUUAACGCGAAUAUAUAAUUUUUCCUUUCGUAGUAAAAGAAGGAAGACCUGAAAGUAUUUAAGGACGAAAAAAAAAAAAAAAAAUGUUAUAAACCAUUCCACUCAAUGCAGGAUGCUGAGGAGCAAUUUACGUACCGAUCCUUGCUUAGGAAGGAGAACGAAUAAAAUUCUCAAAAGAAGCGAAAAAUCUGUUGUGUCCCUGUACAUAUUCUAUACGAGACAUUGUUAUAGGAAAUGUGUGUUGAUACUGUCGUAUAGUCAUCAGCAGCUUCAACUGGUCUAUGUCUACGAUCUGACCUCUGUUCGUUUUGUAUUUUCAGUGGACUUUUAUUAUUAUUAUAUUAUAUUAUAUUAUUAUUAUUAUUAAUUAUUAUUAUUAUUAUUAUUAUUGGUUGUUUUUCUGAUGUAAAAGAGUCGGUUGCCACUUCGUCGUUCAACAGACCAGGAGAACGCUAUUUUUGUAACAAUUGUAGCUAAGUUGGACGAUUGUCGUGUGCGACCGGCUCCCCAAUAAAAAAGAAAAAAAAAAAAAAAACAAAACCUCCAUCAAGCUCUUAGUUUGGUG
Messenger RNA from Centruroides sculpturatus (bark scorpion), 7170 nucleotides. RefSeq names its product sal-like protein 1. The record is from RefSeq and is a predicted model, not a curated record. Gene Ontology annotation, cellular component: nucleus. The transcript has 3 exons. Gene Ontology annotation, molecular function: DNA-binding transcription factor activity, RNA polymerase II-specific; RNA polymerase II cis-regulatory region sequence-specific DNA binding. Gene Ontology annotation, biological process: regulation of transcription by RNA polymerase II. The coding region runs from base 586 to 4809 and encodes 1407 amino acids. NCBI's taxonomy places the organism in Eukaryota, Metazoa, Arthropoda, Arachnida, Scorpiones, Buthidae.